AUGUUGACCAUCAUCUGGUUUGUACUUGGCUGCCUAUUCGCCCGCUACCUCUACCGCGGACUGACCAAUCCUCUCGCCCACAUCCCUGGACCAACCUCUACCCGAUGGACCAGCUUUCUCCUUUGCUACUAUAGCCUGAGAGGCGAAGUGGCCCAGUAUGUCCAUAGCCUGCACUGCAAAUAUGGUCCCGUGGUCCGUGUCAGUCCCGACGAGGUCGACAUCUGCGACACCAGCGCCGUGAAGGAGAUCCACCGAACGGGCAAUGGAUAUCUCAAGUCCCAGUGGUAUGUCGACCUCACUCCUCGAGGGCGUGAAAGCACCUUCUCCACCGUCAACCCGAAGUUCCAUGCUGCUCAUCGACGGCUGCUGUCGGCGCCCAUUUCCGACUCGACCCUGAUGACCCGCUUCGAGCCCCUCAUUCGAGCCCGAGUCGGCCAAGCGAUGGAGGGACUGGACAAGGAGAUGGCAGCUACCGGGGCGGGCGAUGUCUACAAGUGGAUGCUCUUCAUGGCAACAGAUAUCAUCGGGGAAAUGUCCUUUGGGGAGUCUUUCCAUAUGCUGGACUCAGGGAAGAAAAGCCAUUACAGCAUUGAUCUGGAACGAAUCUCGUACAUGGGGAUCAUGCGCGCCACUUUUCCCACCCUAGUGCGGGUGGCAGCCAUCCUGCCGCUGCCCAUCCUCCGGGAGACGGUGAAAGCCACGAAUCGUCUGGAAUCCUACGCUGUCUCUUCGAUCAACCGUUAUCAGUCUUCGUUGAGAUUGAACCCGACCAAUCCCAAACCGACCCUUUUCACCAAAUUGUACGAUGCCGGAGAGAAUGGACUGUCGAAGGAUGAGAUCAUCGGGGAAGCGCGCACCUUCAUCAUUGCGGGCAGUGACACCACCGCCGUGACCCUGACCUACUUGCUCUAUUCAGUGUGCCAGAAUCCGCAUAUCCGGGACACUCUGGUCGCCGAAGUUGCUCAGCUGCCGAUCGACUUCACCGAUCGGGAUUUGCGUGGCUUGUCGUACCUGAACCAUGUAAUCCUGGAGUCACUGAGACUCUACAGUGCGGUCCCUGCGGCGCUGCGUCGUGUCGUGCCUUCUGGUGGUGCUCAUUUGGCUGGUUAUAGUCUCCCUGCCGGGGUUACGGUGGGAACGCAGUCGUAUUCGCUGCAUCGCGACGAGAAGAUCUUUUCAGAUGCUGAAACGUUCCGACCCGAGCGGUGGGAGUCCCCCACUCAAGCAAUGAAGGAUGCUUCGUUGCCCUUUGGUGGAGGAUCGCGUGUCUGCCUAGGAAUCCACCUGGCACGGAUUGAAUUACGUCUAGCAACCGCCAUGUUCUUCCGUCGGUUCCCCCAGGCGCGUGUUUCGAGUCGCGAUGGGAUGAGCGAGGCAGAUAUGGUAAUGGAGACGUUCUUCCUGAUGGCACCCAAGGGACAUCGCUGUUUGAUCGAGGGAAGAAGAGAGGGAGGGGGAGGGGGGGGUUGCACCACAGCAGAUUGA
Messenger RNA from Aspergillus saccharolyticus JOP 1030-1, 1485 nucleotides. Its product is annotated as cytochrome P450. The record is from RefSeq and is a predicted model, not a curated record. The transcript has 5 exons. Gene Ontology annotation, molecular function: oxidoreductase activity, acting on paired donors, with incorporation or reduction of molecular oxygen; iron ion binding; heme binding. Bases 1 to 1485 code for a protein of 494 amino acids. NCBI's taxonomy places the organism in Eukaryota, Fungi, Ascomycota, Eurotiomycetes, Eurotiales, Aspergillaceae.